UACCUAAACUUCACUUUGAUUCUUUUUCUUUUGACGUUUCCCAGUUAGUGUUUUAUUUUGAAAGUAAUAACAGGAUUUUAUGUAUUUGCUACUGUGCCUAGCUUGACUGCCGUAGCUGGGUGGUCGAGGUUUGUCAGUGUUGUCAGAAAGGCAGCAUGAGACCCUUCUUUGCUCAGACCAUGCAAGCAUUGGAAUAUUUCAAGGCAAAGACAGUUUGACAGCUCACUCAAAGAAAAGAAACAUGUGGAGGACUCUAACACUUUCACUGAUAGUUGCACUGACAUUGGCCACAGAGGUGAAUUUUACCCAGGUGUCCCAGUCUGAGGAUGUCGGGCCCAUGGUGGCUGAGGAGAAGGCGGUGGAGAAGCAGCAGGAGAACUUCAGCGACAUCUCCAACGUGCUAGGAACGUCUCGACACCAGAUCCUGGCUGCUCAAUUUGAGUGCUACCUGAAGAUAAUCCAUGAUCCACCACGUACAGAAGAAGGGAAUUACUGUAACCGUACGUGGGACGGCUGGCUGUGCUGGGGGGAUUCAACUCCAGGGACUAUCAUGCAGAUGUGUCCUGAAUACUUUUUGGACUUUGACCCUGCUGAGAAGGUCACCAAAGUGUGUAAUCCUGAUGGCCAGUGGUUCCACCACCCGGAGAGCAACCGAGUCUGGUCUAACUACACCCAGUGUCAGGCCUACACCCAAGAUAAACUCAAGUUUGCAUUGAGUCUCUACUACCUGGCCAUGGUGGGUCAUGGCCUGUCUAUUGUCUCCCUGAUCAUCUGUCUGAUCAUCUUCUCCUACUUCAAGAGUCUUAGCUGCCAGAGAAUCUCCCUCCACAAGAACAUGUUUCUUUCCUUCAUCCUGAACUCCAUUGUUACAAUAAUGUGGCUCUCGCUCACCAAUAACCAAGCCAUGACAAGCACCAGCAACUCUGUGAGCUGCAAGGUCCUGGCUGUGGUGACUAUGUACUCGUCUACUUCCACCUACUUCUGGAUGCUGUGUGAAGGCAUCUAUCUCCACACGCUCAUCAUUGUGGCCGUCUUUGUCGGGGAACAGCAGCUCUUCUGGUACUACGUCCUAGGAUGGGGUUUUCCCAUUGUUCCUGCCAUCACGUAUGCUGUAGCACGUGGGCUCUUCUUUGACGAUAAGUGUUGGAUCAGCUCAAACACACACCUUCACUACAUCAUUCAGGGGCCCAUUCAAGCUGCACUAAUUGUGAACCUUUUCUUUCUCCUGAACAUCGUGCGGGUUCUAAUCACCAAGUUGAAAGAGACCCACUGCGCUGAGUCCACAGCCUACAUGAAGGCGGUGAGAGCCACCCUCAUCCUGAUUCCUCUGCUGGGAGUCCAGUUCAUCCUUUUCCCCUGGCGGCCAGAGGGAUUCAUCAGCCGGGCCAUUUUUGAUUUCUUUGUAAAUAUCUUCAGCCACUUCCAGGGACUCCUGGUGGCAAUUAUCUUCUGUUUCUGCAAUGCUGAGGCCCAGACAGCGUUGCGGAGGAAGUGGGCACAAUGGAAGUCUGCCUGGGGUAAAACCGGCUGGGGAGAAACAACCACCAACUACCACUUUAACUCCCACAACAACUCCUCCAUUACUGAAACCAGCCGCGCCACCAUCAGCUUGGAGCAGCCUGCUGCAUCGCCUUCUGAACAUAAAGAAAAUAGCCACUUCCAGUUCCAGGUGCCACAAAAAGCCAACGGGCAGCAGAAGACAUGCAGCAACGGGGAGGUGGACAUGCUCAACCAGUUGGAGACCACCAACAUCUGACUGGAGAAAGGUGAUGGUUGCGGUGCUAAAACACACACACACACACACACACACAUACAAUCCCUUAUAUGUAGACACAGAAAGGCAGAAGGUUGCAGGUGAUAUUUUUGGUCAAAGGCUGGGCACUGUAUGUACAGUCUGUACAAAAUAUCUGAAAAGCACACAUACAUUUUUUUUUAGUAACAGCUCCAGCUUUUGGACCAUAGACUGUUUUUACAGUCUGUGGUAUGAACUGAUGACAAAAAAAAUAUUUAUAUUAUGGUGUCAUUCUGUAAUCCUAGUAUAGUAAUGGUUUCUGUUCUGUCACUGUCACAUUGUUUUUUUCUAGUUUUUAUAAUGUAUUUAGAGAGUUGCAGAUCCCAAACCUGCCAUUGUGAUGUCACAAAUGCAGAGCUGUUUGUAUAAUCUGUUGCCUUAUGAAGCCUGAGUGCUUUACCAGUGCACCCCUUUGACAAAUGAAUGUCAUAGCCCACUGAUGUGAUCUAUAUGUUCUUUUACAUGCUUUUAUAUAGGGAAGAUAAUAUAAUCAUCACUGGCCUGCGG
Molecule: messenger RNA, 2299 nt
Organism: Sander lucioperca (pikeperch)
Lineage: Eukaryota; Metazoa; Chordata; Actinopteri; Perciformes; Percidae
Gene: calcrl2
Product: calcitonin receptor-like 2
Exons: 14
Coding region: 242-1756 (504 amino acids)
Biological process (GO): angiogenesis; cell surface receptor signaling pathway; adenylate cyclase-activating G protein-coupled receptor signaling pathway
Cellular component (GO): plasma membrane
Molecular function (GO): calcitonin receptor activity; calcitonin gene-related peptide receptor activity; adrenomedullin receptor activity
Source: RefSeq, a predicted model, not a curated record